CAAAAACUGGAUACUUCGCUUUUAUUCCGAGGAAAAAAGCAGAAGUGGACCAGUCGCGUUCAGCCAGUGAGUGACGCGGGUUGCGCACGCACACACGCGCGCACGCGAGCUGACACUUCGCCGGAGCGCGCAGAAGACAGCGAGCGACAAACGGACGGUUUGGCUGUCUGCUGAAGUGAUCCCGCCAUGCGUGAAUACAAGCUUGUGGUGUUAGGCUCUGGUGGUGUGGGCAAGUCCGCUCUGACAGUUCAAUUCGUACAGGGAAUCUUUGUGGAAAAAUAUGACCCAACAAUAGAAGACUCCUACAGAAAGCAAGUGGAGGUAGACGGGCAGCAAUGUAUGCUUGAAAUACUCGACACAGCCGGCACAGAGCAGUUCACGGCAAUGAGGGACUUGUACAUGAAGAACGGCCAAGGCUUUGCCCUGGUUUACUCCAUCACAGCACAGUCUACAUUUAAUGACCUCCAGGACCUGAGAGAACAGAUUCUACGAGUAAAGGACACCGAGGAUGUGCCGAUGAUCCUGGUGGGCAACAAGUGCGACUUGGAGGAUGAGCGUGUGGUGGGCAAGGAGCAGGGCCAGAACUUGGCCAGACAGUGGAAUCACUGUGCCUUUUUAGAGUCCUCUGCUAAGUCAAAGAUCAACGUCCUCGAUAUCUUCUAUGACCUGGUCAGACAGAUAAAUAGGAAAACGCCAGUGGAAAAGAAAAAGGCAAAAAAGAAAUCCAACUGUGUGCUGCUUUAAAGACGCUCCCUUUCCUUCAGCCUCUGCAGCAGCUCUGAGCCAGAAAUGCUGUAAUGAAGAACUGUUGCCCUGAUUGGAACGUGCCAGCAUUCCAACAGCCCCCCCAUGCCCCCUCCUUCCUCCAUCAGCCAUAAACGGUGAAUCAGCUGACCGAACUGCUCCUAUCAAAGACGUGGGGUGACGUACGACAGAGACAAAUACAACGCUUGUGUGUGAGGGAAAGAAAGACAGUCGGCUAGAGAAGAGUCAGCUCUGGCCACUGAGGACACUUCCUGUAUGUAUGUAUGUAUGUAUGUAUGUAUGUAUGUAUGUAUGUAUGUAUGUAUGUCUGUGUGUGUGGGAGUGUGUGUGUGUGUGUGUGUGUGUCAUGAAGGACACUUCAUUUCUGCACCCAAGUAAAACAAACGCCUGUUUGACAGAAUAUCCAUAAGCCGCCUAAACACGGCAAAACGCACGCAGCAGCCCCAACCUGGCCCCGCCCUCUUCCGGUUUCUUUUUUUUUUGCCCCGUACAGCAAAAAAAAAAGGAUAAGCGGAAGGAAGUGAAACAUUCGAUCUGAUUGAGUAUUUCUCAUCUUUUUCAAUAUGUUGUAUUUGACAAAUCCUGGAAGUCAACCUAUUUAGUUGUGUGAUUUCUAAAUGUUCUUCAAAAACGAGCAUGACAAAAUGUGCAUCAGUUAAUGUAGAUGUGUGAUAACCAAGUGGAAAAGUCAGAUUUUUGUUCUUUUUUGGAUGGCCACAAACAUGUUCACCACGUCAGUGACGGUAGAUGAAGAUCUAUAAUCUAAGAUCUAUAAUCUAUUAUUUUCUCUAUUCUUCCUCAUGGACUUCUUCUCUGAUGUGACUCCAUUUUAUACUAGUCACUGGGAUUUCAUAGCUCCCACAUAAUAUAUUCUAAUGCCAUUUUUUUUGCAUAAAGCUUCUUCGGACGACAAAAAGGGGUCUUUUAUAGAAGAAAUAGGGGGAGGGGGGAAUAAGGAAUGAUUUCUAUGUCUCUUGAAGCUGAAAUAUAUUAUACUAAACCAAUUCGAAUAAUGCUUCUUGUGUUUUUCUGUCAACGAUGUUCCAGCGUUUAUGGAUUAUUAAAGUACAUUUUAGUACAUUUUCAUGAUAUUGGUCAAUGUAUUUUUGUGAAUUAAACUUUUAACCAAA
Nerophis ophidion (straightnose pipefish) is the source of this 1895-nucleotide messenger RNA. Its product is annotated as ras-related protein Rap-1A-like. The record is from RefSeq and is a predicted model, not a curated record. Gene Ontology annotation, molecular function: GDP binding; GTP binding; GTPase activity. Gene Ontology annotation, cellular component: plasma membrane. NCBI's taxonomy places the organism in Eukaryota, Metazoa, Chordata, Actinopteri, Syngnathiformes, Syngnathidae. The transcript is spliced from 8 exons. The coding region runs from base 187 to 744 and encodes 185 amino acids. Gene Ontology annotation, biological process: cellular response to cAMP; negative regulation of synaptic vesicle exocytosis; Rap protein signal transduction.